UAGUUCAGGGAAGGACUUGCUCACCUGCUCCUCCCCUCUGACUCAAGUCCUAACAAGUAACCUGGUUCCCCUGGGCCGGCAGGCAGCCUAGGAGGAAAGGCAGGCGGGCCAGCAGGCGGCCCAGAGGGAGGGGCGGCCAUCGCGGCGGCAACAGCAAGUGGAGCCUGAGCCAGGUCACAGAGAGAGCAGGGGAGGCCGGCCUGUGGCCUGGGACUCCCUGCGGCGACAUGCGACACCCCGCAGCCCCCUGACCUGGGAACAGGGGCUGUCUCUGGGAUCCUGGACUCAACCCCAGGAGCAGCUGGGGAAACUGCAGGCCACCGCCACAUCCUGGCUCAGGUUGGGAACCGGGUCACCCCUCCCUACUCUGUGCCCCCGCCUCCCAGAAAUCCACCAUGGAGAGUAAGGAUGAGGUCAGCGACACCGACAGUGGCAUCAUCCUGCAGUCUGGCCCCGACAGCCCGGUGUCCCCGCUGAAGGAGCUGGCGCCCGCGGGCCGCGAGCAGCAGAGGGCCCUGGAGGCGCGGCUGGAGGCGCGGCUGGAGGAGCUGAGGAGGCUGUGCCUCAGGGAGGCGGAGCUGACGGGGCUGCUGCCCGCGGAGUACCCCCUCAGGCCCGGGGAGAAGGCGCCCAGGGUGCGGCGCAGGGUCGGGGCGGCCUACAGGCUGGACGAGCGGGCCCUGCGCGGAGAGGACCCGCUGGGCGGCCUGGAGCGCGAGCUGGCGGUGCAGCGGCAGAUCGCGGCGGCGGCGCGGCGGCUGUGCGGCGAGGACCACCUGAGCAGGCAGGCGCGGCGGCAGCGGAAGCACGCGGUGCAGCGCGAGGAGGAGAAGCUGAGGGCGCUGCAGCGCUGCCUGCGGGAGCGGAGGCGCUCGGCCGGGGCGGCCCCCGCCGCGCGGGCCCUGGGCCGAGAGCUCAGUGCCUCAGAUGACAGCUCCCUCUCCGAUGGGCUACUCCUGGAGGAAGAGGAAUCCCAAGUGCCAAAACCGCCCCCAGAGUCCCCAGCUCCACCUUCCCGGCCUCUUCCACCCCAGAGCCUCGAGGGGUUGCAGCCAGCAGGAUCUGAGGCUGGGGGCCUGGAGCGGGCUCCCAUCCAGAACAGCCCCUGGAAGGAGACCAGCCUGGACCACCCCUAUGAGAAGCCCAGAAAGUCUUCCGAACCCAAUAGCGAGUCCAGCAGCCCAGCCACUACACCCCAGGAUGGGCCCAGUACCUCCAGCCUGUGGCUGCUGGAGCCUGCUUCCUACCACGUGGUUCCCAUCCGCAGUGUUCCUGGCCAGCGGCAGGGCCGCACUAGUGCCCCAGCCACCCCCGAGAUGCAGGGGAGGAGGGGCCAGUCGCAGUCUCUGAGGACGGACUCCUUCCGGGCGGGUCCCGAGGGCCGAGGUCGCAGCGCCUUCCCCCGCCGCCGCCCCACCCACUACACGGUGACGGUGCCGGACUCCUGCUUCCCCGCCGCCAAGCCCCCGCUGCCGCACCCCGCCUACCACUCCUGCUCCGAGGACAGCGGCUCCGACGUCUCCAGCAUCUCGCACCCCACGUCCCCGGGCAGCAGCAGCCCCGACAUCUCCUUCCUGCGGCCCCUGUCCCCGCCCCGCCGCCCGCCGCCCCCGCCCCGCGGGGCCUGGGCCGCGCUCCACCUGCAGCCGCCGCCCGCGCCCUUCCCCGCCGCGCGCUACGUGCUGGUGGCCGAGGGGCCCCUCCCGCCGCCCGCGCUGGGCCCGGCCUACGACGGGGAGCCGCUGCGCUGGCAGCGCCCGGGGGCCUCCCGCAGCCGCCCGGGGCGCUCGCCGUCGCUCAGGGACAGCCCCGCGGGCCGCGCGCUCAGCAGGGCCGCCGUCUCCGAGGAGCUCAAGUCCUGGCACGAGCGCGCGCGCCUCCGCAGCGGCCGCCCGCACUCGCUCGACCGCCAGGGCGCCUUCCGCGUGCGCAGCCUGCCCCCCGGGAGGGAGGGCUGCGGCCGCGCCCCGGGGCCCCGGAUGCAGGUGGCCACAGUGUAUGUGCCCCGGAGAUCACCCGAAGGGGCCCCCGUGCAAGUCUUUGUGCCUGAGAAGGGCGAGAUCAGCAGCCAGGUGUAACCAAGGCCAGUGUCACCGUGUGCCCCAAAUGCCUUGGCCCAGUUGCCGGAAAAGACUGAUCUACAGCGGGGCUGGCGCUGAGCCCUCCCACCUUGAGUGCCUUCUUCAGCUCCUUUACCCCCAUCGCAGGUCGAUGAGCCGUGGCUGAGCCUUUCCCCCCCCCCCCCCCCCCCCUUUUUUUUAAUGGUUUUUGUUCAGAAUCCCUGGCAUUAGGAUUUAUAUUUUGUGAUUUGUCCUCAAGAUCCCUAUAAUAUGAUGAUGCUUUAUUCCCCAGAGGUUGGUCUACUAGACUUGAGGCCUUGCCUGUCUGAUGGCAUUUGUCUCCUUCUGCAAGACAGGUGGCAGGGGACGCAUGAGGAAGAGGGGGCCACAUUGAGCUUCCUCACAGACUCUACCCUCUGGUUCAGAGAACAUCCCCAGAGAACAGCACCUGUCUCCCUGCAGCUGGAGGCAUGCUAGUGUGGCUCCCCCGCCCCCAGUUUCCCAGAGAGCUGGGUGCUGUCGGGGUGCCUGGGGAGGGAACGAAUCUCCUUCCCCCUUUGUAAUGUGCUCUGUGAUGCACACAGGAAGUGGUAUGGCAAAGAUCAUACAUCCUGGUGGAGUGUUGUCUUCCUGGAGGGACCCCACUAUUUUUCUCACCCCGUAACCCCCACACACACAUAUGUAGGGGUCCCAGUCACUCACCAUAUGCCUUCUGUGCCUUCUGGGCUCCUGCAACCACUCAGACCUCUGAGCCUUGAAAGUGAGGCUUCACCAGAUUGUAGCAUUCGGCAGCCCGGGCUAGGGGCUGGCCUGUGCUAGCCCUCGUUUGGUGGAGGGCAGCUCACGCUCUGACCACUUUCUCUGGGCAUCGGGAAGGCUUGCAACCCCACCUUUUUCAUUAUAGUCCUAAAAGCAACACCUUCCAGAUAAUUUUGGAAAGGCACCAUGUUUGUGGCAUGUUCACAUGGGAGGAGGUAGGGGUCACUGCCCCUUCUACUCCUUACCCAGCUUUGCUUCUGCUAUGAGACUGGAUUUCCUUGAAACGGGGCAAGUCCUUAUUUUUACAACCAGGGGAAUACUCACGCUUAAGGGUGUUCACUAAUGGUCCCAUCCGCUGAGACUUGAGCAGGCCUGGAAACUGGUUGUGCUCAGACCAUCCCAUAGUCCCUGGGUUCUCAUCCUAGAGCCCUUUUGCCCUCAGAUCCCCUGCUCCCAGGACAAUGCACCGAGCAGAGGCGAGGGAGGUCUAGGGAGGGCUGAGUUCUGGUUCUGCCCCUGCAGAACCCUUUCCCCUCCAGGGCCCUGGACUUGGACAGAGACUACGAGAACAGCUUAAACCUCCGAGAACACGAUGCCUGACCCUGGUGAAACACAGUUCUCCCCACUGGACAGAAGGCCGUGUCGCCAACUGCACGAGGUUGCCGAGGGGGCGAUGUAGGUGGCCUGUCAGGAAUGUGGGGAAAGAGAAGAGAGCCUGAGAGGCAGCACCUGUAUUUCUGUCACUGCGCUCUUCCCACAUCCUGCAGCUCCCCCACUUUUGGGGUGGACUGUGGCCCCGUUAACUUUCCGAUGUCCUCCUCUGGAUUCUGUUCUUUCGUUUUGUCUCUAAGCCCCUUUCACGGGUGUAUGGGCAGCUCCCCUCCCCGUGUCCUCCCGGGAGCCCAGAGCUCCCCUAGGCUGAGCCAGGAGACAUCCGAGCACCCCACACACAUGAGCGUCCUUUAUGUUAACUUAUUGGUCCUGGGCAAUGCCUGGUACAGUUGCAGGGGCUGCCUCCUAGGCUGCGAGGCUGGAGCUGUGGGGGUGUGGUGCCAAGUAUAUCAAUAAAGUCUGUGCCUUGUGAUGGAUCGAGGUGA
Molecule: messenger RNA, 3916 nt
Organism: Canis lupus familiaris (dog)
Lineage: Eukaryota; Metazoa; Chordata; Mammalia; Carnivora; Canidae
Gene: INAVA
Product: innate immunity activator
Exons: 10
Coding region: 396-2078 (560 amino acids)
Biological process (GO): positive regulation of protein ubiquitination; adherens junction maintenance
Source: RefSeq, a predicted model, not a curated record